Mya arenaria is the source of this 969-nucleotide messenger RNA. RefSeq lists its product as uncharacterized. Gene Ontology annotation, molecular function: protein binding. NCBI's taxonomy places the organism in Eukaryota, Metazoa, Mollusca, Bivalvia, Myida, Myidae. The coding region runs from base 77 to 808 and encodes 243 amino acids. The transcript is spliced from 2 exons. The record is from RefSeq and is a predicted model, not a curated record.
CAGAUAAACAGAAUUGCGUUAUUCUUUAAUAUUGCCACGACAUUCAUCUUUCAAAUGAACACAGUCAAAGAUAAAAAUGAGAAAUUUUCGGAAGAUCUUCGUUAUAUUUUUCGUGUGGAUGUCGGAUAUUUUCGCUAUCGGAAAUGAGCCACACUGUUCAAAAUUUCAUUAUGAAGAAAAAUUGUUGGAAAAGCUCGUUCGCAUGGAAUUCAACAUGGAACAGCGUGAAAAAGAACUCAAAGAAGGUUUUACAGAACUGAAUAGAAAACAGACAGAGGCCCAAGAAUCCAAUCAGCUUUUGCUCCAAGAACUAGAAAAGGAACUUACGACAAUACGGAAAGAAAAUAAAGAGCUCAAAGAGAAACUUGUAGAUGCUGUUUCUCAUAUCGAGCAACAGGGUAAUUCAUCCAACAAAGUUCUGUUCAAAGCCCGACAAUUGAAAGAUACGGGCGCACCGAACUCCGUAGGGACCUUAAUCUUCAAAGAAGUCCUUACAAAUGUUGGAGGAGGGUAUAACAACUCUACGGGUGUGUUUACCUGCCCUGCCGAUGGCGCGUUUCUUUUUACCAUCCACCUUUGUGUAUACACCAAAUACUGUAAUUACGCUAUCAUGAUUGAUGGCAUCAAACACACAAAAGGCUCAAUCAAAGAUGACGAUUGGGGAGACUGCAUAACCGCGGAGAGUAUCGCCAUCGUGAAAACGGGCAGUAAAGUAUGGGUUGAGAACUAUGGAGAUGCUGGAUUUUAUGACAAUGCAAUUAGUUUUAAUCAUUUCUCUGGUAUAAUGAUAUACAAUGGACAGUUCUGAGGUAAACUAGAAUUGCGUUAGUUUUUAUACGAUCGGAAAUGAGUGAAUGUGCAUGAUUUUGUCUGAAAUAGUAGUUAGUUCCGUUAUUUCUUUUAGUUUUCGGUGUUUCAAUGAUUUAACAAAUGUAUGCAACUGUGAAAUAGAGAGCAAUCAUUCAGGAA